AUGCCCUUUGAUCUGGAAUUCAUCGUUUCAGACAGCACUGAAUGGAGACAUGGAGAAAUCAUGUGUAAUGUUUUCAACACUGCAUACCUUCUCACUGUUCCUACUUCUAUUCUUAGCCUUUUGGCUUUGAGUAUUUACAGAUACAUUAAACUUAAGACCCCCCUCGAUCAUCUAAAGCUAUCACCACUGAUAACCAAGCGACGCGUCAUGGCCAUCACCAUUAUCCUUUGGAUUUACUCAAUGCUUUUCGCGCUCACCCCAGUCUUCACGUCGAAAGCUAUCGGGGAACAAAAAAGAGUCAAAAAUGGAUAUUGUCAUUUCACAUUUUCUUGGAUAUAUCUAUUU
Molecule: messenger RNA, 345 nt
Organism: Porites evermanni
Lineage: Eukaryota; Metazoa; Cnidaria; Anthozoa; Scleractinia; Poritidae
Source: the annotation of a GenBank genome assembly